Molecule: messenger RNA, 917 nt
Organism: Rotaria sordida
Lineage: Eukaryota; Metazoa; Rotifera; Eurotatoria; Philodinida; Philodinidae
Source: the annotation of a GenBank genome assembly
AUGGUGGAACAUACACAAGAUCAAUUGGAACUUCCUGAAUUAUCGACAACGGCAUCUUCAUCACCGGCAUUUAGUCGAAUCAGAACUGUUACUCAGCAUGAAUAUUUUGAACCAUAUCCAACUAUCAAAAGUUGGCUGAAAAAUGAGAUGAAUAAUCCUACACAACAUAUCAAAAAUUACUUUCUUUCUUAUUUGCCAUUUAUCAAUUGGAUUUAUCGAUACAAUUUAACAUGGUUUUGGGGUGAUCUUAUUGCAGGCUUGACUGUCGGUGCUAUUGUGAUACCACAAAGUAUGGCAUAUGCUGGAUUGGCCAAAUUAGCACCACAAUUUGGAUUGUAUAGUUCAUUUGUUGGAGUCAUGAUUUAUUGGCUUUUUGCUACUAGCAAGGAUAUUAGUAUUGGACCAGUGGCAGUUAUGUCAACAUUAACUGGUAAUGUAGUAGAAGCUGUACAUAAAGAAUAUCCUCAAUAUGAAUUCCACACCAUUGCAUCAAGUUUAUCUCUCAUUGCUGGUUGUAUAGUUUUUGCUCUCGGCAUGUUUCGUCUUGGUUUUAUAGUCGAUUUCAUUCCUCUACCAGCUUUAGCAGCAUUUAUGACUGGAUCAGCAUUAAAUAUUGCUAUGGGACAAAUACCAACACUAAUGGGUAAUAAUAAAUAUUUGAAUACACGUGCAUCAACUUAUUUAGUUUUUGGUAAUUUUUGGAAACAAAUUCCACAUUGUAAUUUAAAUGCUGCACUUGGUUUAACAUCACUUUUUCUACUUUAUUUAAUUCGUUUUAUUUGUCUUCGUGCAAGUAAACGUUUUCCAACAAAAGAAAAAUUAUUUUUUUUUAUUAGUACACUUCGUGCUGUAUUUGUUAUUCUUCUUUAUCUUUUUAUUUCAUGGUUAAUCAAUCAUAAUGAUCCUAAAAAUCCACG